Messenger RNA from Phlebotomus argentipes, 3447 nucleotides. RefSeq lists its product as uncharacterized. Lineage: Eukaryota; Metazoa; Arthropoda; Insecta; Diptera; Psychodidae. The transcript is spliced from 6 exons. Bases 1 to 2634 code for a protein of 877 amino acids. The record is from RefSeq and is a predicted model, not a curated record.
AUGGUCACAUGCAAAGUGGAUACACUGUCCAAGAUGAGUCGUGCAAGAAGAGGAUCGAGUUCAUCGUCGGGAUUUCGUCUGCUCGGCGAUCAUUGUGACACAAUGUCGAGCAUCAGCAGAAAUUCCAUCUACAAGCAAAAAAUUGACCUCAUGUUUGACGAUACGCGAUCGAUCAUCAGUCAUCGCUUCGAUGAUCGUGCGUCGGUGAGAGAUCGCAAGGGAUCCGUUCACGGGUCUUCCUAUCGCGGAUCCGUUCGCAGUUCCGGGAGAAAUCGUGAACAUCGCGAGAGCAAGAGGAUCGGCAACAGUGUCCAGGCGCAGAUUGAGCGGAUGUUCACGGACGUGGCCAAGGACGCCUCGUCCUGCCACUUCGCCGUGAGGUGCCUGGGCGCCCUGCCGCUGCCCAACAAGGUCACGAGCCUGCAAGGCCUGCAGCAGCCUCUGCGACAGCUCUACCUCAGCGGCGCAGGACACGGAAAUCAGAAUGCAGGAAACUUGGACAUUUGCACUAAAGGUCUGCGCGUGAGGCUCACGAACGGCCGUGAGCCGCUCCUGACGCCUUUUCAUAACAUCGCCGUGUGGUCAGCGGUGAAGUUCGUGGUGUCAGCGUCGGAAGGCGGAGCGGCCUUUCUGCCUCUGAUCACGGAUCCUGAGAACAUCGACAAGAGCUCGCUGUUCCAGCCGCUGAGCGCUUCGGACAAGAGGCGUUUGUCUUCCAGCCUCCACGCACCGAUCUUCGCGGUGGUGAUGCGUUCGGCCGGCAUGCCGAAGCAGCUGGAGUGCCACGCAUUUGUCUGCCAGUCGCCGGAGGACGCGAUCGUGAUCGCUGCGACACUGUAUCAGAGCCUAAUGGCGCACAUGGGUAGUGGACCCAAUGAGAAGAAGCGGCCGAAGAACAGGAACGGCGUGAGUUGCAUGAGCAUCGCCAGCAGCUCCGUGACGAACAAGCUGGGCUCGAGUAUUGCUCAGAAGUCCGUGUCGCACAGAUCAAUCCCGCCGCCGGCGCGCCCGCCACGCAAGAAGAGGAGUGCCACGAGUUCACUGAGCGGUGAGAGUGACGCCAUCCGAGAGGCUAUCGAGACGGAAACGUCCACGGAGGAGAGGAAGAAGAAGUCGAGCAAGACCAAGAGGGCGCCGCCGAUUCCACUUUCUAAAGGUAUCUGCCCACGCACGCCUUUCCCCACUUCUUCUGCUGAUCUCUCUGCCUGUGCUUCCACAGAAAAACCUGGUGAAAUGUACAACUCGUCAAUGUCGUACUUGAAUGAGCAGAGCAAGGCCCGGAAUAGCGCUGCCAUGCCAGAGCCGCCCAGCCACGAUGCGUCCGGCGGAGACAUCCUUACACGCGUCGCCAUUCCCCGAUCGGGAAGCUUCCUGAACACCAGCGGCCUGACGCGCUACAAGUCGCGAGCCACCAGACGACACGCUGGGAAGCUCGGCGGCGGUGGAGGGUCGCCCCUGGGCUUCAGCGAGCUCUUCAACGAGUUCCGCCUGCAGGAGAAUCUGCAUUCGCUGGAUGAAAUUCUCAAUGCCAUAAUCAACUCAGACGGGAUGUCCUUCAACGAUCUGAAGCCCAUCUACAAGGAGUUCCUGCUCAAGCUGGCUGUCACACUCACCAAGGAUGAGCUGUAUCAGCGCUCCAAGAGCAUCAUGAGGAGGCAGAAGAAGAAGAAGCUGAGGAGGCGGAAUAGCAACAUCCAGAACCAACGAAAGAAGAUGCUCGUGGGGGCGAAAGGGCUCAAGAAGGUCUUUCGCUUCGGGAAAUUUCGCAGCGGAAAGUCAAAAGCCAGCAAGGCCAAAGCUCAGGUGUCCCAGCCUCAGCUGCCUGAGCCUUCUAAGGCGAUUGAGAAUCACCUGAAGAAUGAGCAACGCAUCAGAGCUGGAACUAGUGGCUCAGACGUGUCGGAGACUCGUAAUGAGCACACAAUGAACGCCCAGAACAGGAACAGUUCCAGCGGGUAUGUGUCAUGCUCUGAGUGCAGCUACGAUUCCGAGGCCUGCACUUGCACAUCGGCUGAUCGCUGCUACUGCAGUUUGGGAGCCGAUCACGAGGUCAGCGCCAAGCUAGCCUGCAAUGCCAGUAAGCCUGGCAAUCGAGAGUCUCUGAUGAGCUGUCGUACGGAAGAUAAGUGCUACUGCUCGAUGGGUGAGGGCGCGGAGUCGCACACGACCUGGUGUGACACGGACAGCUGCGUGAGCGCCAGCAAGUGUUACUGCCGGCGCGUGAAUAGCAGGCCGCUGCAGAAGUGCAGGAAUCGCAGGGACAACCUGGCGCUGGACUAUGAAUUGUUCACGGUCGGUGGAGCAUCGGGAGACAGUGCCGAUACGGAGCAGCGCGCUCAGGAGGCGCUCAGCGUGAAGAAGAGCGUCGAGAUGGCCGCGGUGUUUGCUGACGUGAAGCUUAGCCAGACGACGGACAUCUCGAGCCUGGCGCAGGGUCAGCAAGGCCAGAAGGAGCGCAGAGGCAGGUGCGCUAGGGCUAAGAAUGAUUUUACAAGCAAGUCAGAAGGCAUCCCGAAGAAGGAAGCUCGCGACAAACUGUCCAAGAGAACGACUAAGUCCGAGGGCUACUAUCAGCCGGUCAGUCCCAGACCUGUCAGCGCCUCGCUCGAGGACUCCCUUGGCUACUUGCCAUAGGAUUUGACGCCGAAACCGAAGAAUUGCAGUACCUUCUGACUAGCUCUAGGGUAGACGUGUAGGCUAUAAGUUAGGCAAAUGCAUGGUGUUGGGUUGGGAUCAAAGAAAACCCCGGGCGGUUGAGGACUCUAUCUAUCAUCCACUCUCGUAGAAAUAGUGCCGCAGCGCGAGGGUCAGCCAAUUUAGCCCAUCUUCAGAUCAAUUGAAUAUAUUUUUCGUGCAAAAAUAUUCACCCAAUUGAUUUCGUCCGUCAGCUUCACACUGGAGACUGUCUGUGGACAGAAGUCGGCAGAAGAGGACCGGAUUGCACUAUUCUACGAGGCACUCACUAAUUAUGCUCACUAUUUUGUAACACCUCAUCUUCCAACAUCUCCGGUUGCCCUUUGUAUUUAUUCACAACUUGAGCAAUACUUUUCGGCAUUUUUGCUGCAAUUAGAGAAAAUUUGAGGCGAAGAAAGGGCAAAAAUUCAACAGUGUAUCAUUCCUGCUAUUGUGAUAAUCAUCUUAUUCGCCAUUGAGAAAGAAAAUUUACUUAUAUAUUGUACCUCUUAUUCCACACAAUAAACACGUUAGCGUCAUGUUAUCUGAUGGGUUGGAAAUUUGUAUCGAGAGAAAGAGAAGGUAAAAGUGGAGGAAGAGAGAUAUGAAAAGCGUGGGAGACAAGUUAUAAUUGUUUAGAUUUAAGAGCUAUAAAAUCAUAAUUAGAGCAAUUUUGUGGCUUGAAAUGCUAUUGAUAUUCAUAUGUCGUGCAAUAUAGGAAAAUGUUGUGCAAUCGUUUAAGUCUUUUUUAUACUCUCUCAUCUCAAUUUGUAA